AUGGUUCGCAUCGCUGCUGCUUCCGUUCUUGCCUUGGCACUGACGGUUUAUGCCGCCGCUGAUCCUGCUGGUGCUAAGAACGUUGGAAACGGAAAGGGACAGCAGUUCAUUACUGGCCAAUGCCUCAGCAACGCUGACUGCGCUUCCGCCUGCUGCGCCCAGCAGAAUGGCGGAGUAGGUGUCUGCUCUGGGGUUGGUGCUCAAUUCCAAGCCGGCAAGACUGGAUGCGGCUUCGUUGAUCCUAAUGGCGGUGCUGCCGCUGGUGGCAAUGGUCAACAGAACAACGGCCAGCAGAACAACGCUCAGCAAGGCAAUGGUCAGCAGAACAACGGCCAGCAAAAUAAUGGCCAAAAUAACAACGGCCAGCAGAACAACGGUGCUGCUGGCGGAGCCAAGCCUGACCCUGCCGGUGCUAAGAACGUCGGCAACGGACAGGGCAAGCAGUUCAUCACUGGACAAUGCCUCAGCAACGCUGACUGCGCUUCCGCCUGCUGCGCCCAGCAGAACGGUGGUGCUGGUGUCUGCUCUGGUGUUGGUGCCCAGUUCCAGGCCGGCAAGACUGGCUGCGGUUUCGUUGAUCAGAAUGGUGGCGCCGCUGCUGCCGGUAACAACAACAACGCUGCCGGUAACAACAAGAACGCUGCCGGUAACACCAACAAUGCUGCUGCUGGUGGAAAUAAUGUGGUUGGCGGAGCCAACAAUGGCACAGAUGCUAACGCUGGCAACGGAAAUGGUAAUGGAAACGGCAACGGAAAUGGCAAGGCUGGAAAGAAGGCCAGAGGAAAGGGCAAGAAGAACAGAGGCAACGCCUGCAACGCAAACAACAACAACGGUCAGAACGCCAACCAGGGUCAAAACCAAAACAACCAGAACGGUCAAGGUGCCCAGAACGGUAACAAGAAUGGUCAGAACAACCAGAACAACGGUCAGAACCAGAAUGGCCAGGUUCAGAAUGGUCAGAACCAGAACAACCAAACUGCUGAUGCUGGUCAGAACAACCAAAACCAGAAUGGCCAGAACAACCAGAACCAGAAUGGUCAGAAGGGAAACAAGAACGGCCAGAACAACCAGAACAAUGGCCAGAAUCAGAAUGGCCAGAAUGGCAACAAGAACGGUCAAAACAACCAGAACGGUCAGGGUGCUCAGAACGGCAAUAAGAACGGUCAGAACCAAAAUGGUCAGAACCAGAACGAGCAGAAUCAGAAUGGUCAGAACAACCAGAACAACGGCCAGAACCAGAACGGCAACAAGAACGGUCAGAACCAAAAUGGUCAGAACCAGAACGAGCAGAAUCAGAAUGGUCAGAACCAGGGUCAGAAUGGCCAGAAUGGUCAAAACAACCAGAACGCGCAGAACGGCAACAAGAACGGCCAGAACCAGAACAACCAGAACCAAGCUGGUCAAAACGCUCAGAAUGGCAAGAAGAACGGUCAGAACCAGGCUGGUCAAAAUGCCCAGAACGGUCAAAACGGCCAGCAGGCUCAAGAUGCAGAGGAUGAAGAGUAA
Molecule: messenger RNA, 1506 nt
Organism: Pochonia chlamydosporia 170
Lineage: Eukaryota; Fungi; Ascomycota; Sordariomycetes; Hypocreales; Clavicipitaceae
Exons: 2
Coding region: 1-1506 (501 amino acids)
Source: RefSeq, a predicted model, not a curated record